AUGCAGGUUGUGCGGGUUGUACAUACCGCGCUCUCCUCUGCCCCUGGUUCCCCAGGCCUCCUUCUCUGCCUCGGCCCCUCCUUCGCGUUCCCCUUGUUGCCGCUUCAGGCGCCGCGUUUUGCAGCGGUCGGCCUGCCGCACGCUGGUUGGCCUGCUCCCGCAGGGCCUGCUGACGGCUUGUUUCCCCUCGGUGGUGGCUCUGUCUUGUCUCGGCUCUUCUCUCCGCCGCGUCUUCCGCCGCGUCUUCGGCCGCCCUCUCCCUCUCGUCCAGCGCCUCCUCUUCCACGGCUUCUGCCAUUCUCUCGCAGCGGUGUGUUGAUGGCAGGUCGGCGCUAUCCUCCGCACCGGCGACUGCCUGGGGCGAGUCCUCCUGCUGCGUCCACCCUACCAGAGGCCCAGGUUGGGCAGGUGCCAGCCCUACUCCGAGCCGCCGCUGAUGUUGUUGCGGCCGCUGCGGGCGGCGGUUCUUACCAGGCGCAUGGCAUCCCUCCCGCACCUCGCCCCGCAGCCUCAGGUGCCACUGGCACUUCACUCGCAGCCUCCGCUACAGCCUCCGCCGCCUCCGCGGUUUAUCCGCCGCCGCCCCAAGCCUCCUCGUCGCUGCAGCAGCCCUCGUCUGCUUCGGCGCCCCCGUUGCCCUCCCCGUCGAUGGCGCCGUCUGUGUCGUCGGGUCCGAGUUCGGCGCCAGCGCCACACCUGCCGCCGACGUGGGCGUCCCUUCUGGCCCCCCCGCCACCGCCGUCCUCGUCCACUCCGUCCUCGGCGGUUCCCCAGCCUCCGGCGCCGCCGCUGUCUCAGCUUCCUCCCUCGGCGCCGUGCUCGGACCCUCCCGUGGUCUCUCCCGUUCCUGCCGCUCCCCCGGCCUCUGCUGGGGACCAGGGGCCGCAGCGACAGCGUCCUCCCUCUCCACCUGUAUUGCCCCAGGUGCCGCGGUUUCGCCACCGCUCUCCUUCUCCUGGUCUUCCGGGGGAUGCUCCUGACCCGCCGGAGGGGUGGUGGCUGGAGCGGGAUUCUUGGACCGCCUCUGUUGAGCCUGGAUCUUCAAUGGGUCGGUGGGCUGCAGACACUCCGAUCGUAGCUGAUAUAGUCCGUUGGGAGCGGCGCUUGUCAGAUGUUGGGGAGUGCCUCUCUCUCCUCGCGACCGUGCUUGAUCAGCUGCAUGCUGGGCUGCAGAGCCGGCCCGUCGCCGCGCGUGAUCCCUAG
This is a messenger RNA of Closterium sp. Naga37s-1, 1203 nucleotides long. Lineage: Eukaryota; Viridiplantae; Streptophyta; Zygnematophyceae; Desmidiales; Closteriaceae. The record is from the annotation of a GenBank genome assembly.